GGAGACGCGGUGGGGCGCCGACGGAGUUCUAAGGGCGGCCGUGAUUGGUGCAGGAUCCUGCUAAUCUCAAGAAGGCCCGCAGAGAAUUGAGGAAAACGUGGUGGGGGGCAUGCGCGAUCUGGGUUUCAGGUUGACUUGGCACCUUGAAGAGUGGAGGCUUGGCCCCCAGAAUGAGGCGGCCCUCGAAAUCGAUGCCACCCACGAGGGGAUGAUUCUGCGGUGCCAUCCCCUUCAUAAACGCAGAUUCCUUCAUAAAGCCGCAGCUGCAGAAGGAACAGCGCGAGGAGGGAGGGGCAGACACUGGCCUCAGAUACCUGACCUGGUACCCUCUAUGAGGCCUGCGGUGCUGGGCUCCCCAGACCGAGCACCCCCAGAAGAUGAGGGGCCUGUCAUGGUGAAGCUAGAGGACUCUGAGGAGGAGGGUGAGGCUGCCCUAUGGGACCCAGGCCCUGAAGCUGCACGCCUGCGUUUCCGGUGCUUCCGCUAUGAGGAGGCCACAGGGCCCCAAGAGGCCCUGGCCCAGCUCCGAGAGCUGUGUCGCCAGUGGCUGCGUCCAGAGGUACGCUCCAAGGAGCAGAUGCUGGAGCUGUUGGUGCUGGAGCAGUUCCUGGGCGCACUGCCCCCUGAGAUCCAGGCCCGUGUGCAGGGGCAGCGGCCAGGCAGCCCCGAGGAGGCUGCUGCCCUAGUAGAUGGGCUGCGCCGGGAGCCGGGCGGACCCCGGAGAUGGGUCACAGUCCAGGUGCAGGGCCAGGAGGUCCUAUCAGAGAAGAUGGAGCCCUCCAGUUUCCAGCCCCUACCUCAAACUGAGCCUCCAACUCCAGAGCCUGGGCCCAAGACACCUCCUAGGACUGUGCAGGAAUCACCACUGGGCCUGCAGGUGAAAGAGGAGCCAGAGGUUACAGAGGACUCAGAUUUCCCGGAGUCUGGGCCUCUAGCUGCCACCCAGGAGUCUGUACCCACCCUCCUGCCUGAGGAGGCCCAGAGAUGUGGGACCGUGCUGGACCAGGCCUUUCCCCACAGCAAGACUGGGCCUGAGGGUCCCUCAUGGAGGGAGCACCCCAGGGCCCUGUGGCAUGAGGAAGCUGGGGGCAUCUUCUCCCCAGGGUUUGCGCUGCAGCUAGACAGCAUCUCCGCAGGUCCAGGUAGUGUAAGCCCUCACCUCCACGUCCCCUGGGACCUCGGCAUGGCUGGCCUUUCUGGCCAGAUCCAAUCACCCUCCCGCGAAAGUGGCUUUGCGCAUGCGCUUGUGCUCCCCAACGAUCUGAGGAGUGAACAGGACCCCACGGACGAGGAUCCCUGCCGGGGUGUGGGCCCUGCUCUGGUCACCACCCGCUGGCGCUCCCCCAGGGGCCGGAGCCGGGGCCGCCCCAGCACUGGGGGCGGGGUGGUUAGGGGCGGCCGUUGCGAUGUAUGUGGCAAGGUGUUCAGCCAACGCAGCAACCUGUUGAGGCACCAGAAGAUCCACACGGGUGAGCGACCAUUCGUGUGCGGCGAGUGCGGCCGCAGCUUCAGCCGCAGCUCGCACCUGCUGCGCCACCAGCUUACGCACACCGAGGAGCGGCCGUUCGUGUGCGGCGACUGUGGCCAGGGCUUCGUGCGCAGCGCGCGCCUGGAAGAGCAUCGGAGAGUGCACACGGGCGAACAGCCUUUCCGUUGCGCUGAAUGCGGCCAGAGCUUCCGGCAGCGCUCCAAUCUGCUGCAGCACCAGCGCAUCCACGGCGAUCCCCCGGGCCCUGGCGCUACGCCCCCGGCCCCUCCUGGUGCGCCCGAGCCUCCCGGCCCCUUUCCGUGCAGCGAGUGCCGCGAGAGCUUCGCGCGGCGCGCCGUGCUACUGGAGCACCAGGCGGUACACACGGGCGACAAGUCCUUUGGCUGCGUCGAGUGCGGCGAGCGCUUCGGCCGCCGCUCAGUGCUGCUGCAGCACCGGCGCGUGCACAGUGGCGAGCGGCCGUUCGCCUGUGCCGAGUGCGGCCAGAGCUUCCGGCAGCGCUCCAACCUGACGCAGCACCGGCGCAUCCACACUGGGGAGCGGCCGUUCGCCUGCGCCGAGUGUGGCAAGGCCUUCCGCCAGCGGCCCACGCUCACGCAGCACCUCCGCGUACACACGGGCGAGAAACCCUUUGCCUGCCCCGAGUGUGGCCAGCGCUUCAGCCAGCGACUCAAGCUCACGCGUCAUCAGAGGACACACACCGGCGAAAAGCCCUACCACUGCGGCGAGUGCGGCCUGGGCUUCACGCAGGUCUCGCGGCUCACGGAGCACCAGCGCAUCCACACGGGCGAACGGCCCUUCGCCUGCCCCGAGUGCGGCCAGAGCUUUCGGCAGCACGCCAACCUCACCCAACACCGGCGCAUCCACACGGGCGAACGGCCCUACGCAUGCCCUGAGUGUGGCAAGGCCUUCCGCCAGCGGCCCACGCUCACGCAGCAUCUACGCACCCACCGACGAGAGAAGCCCUUCGCCUGCCAGGACUGUGGCCGCCGCUUCCACCAGAGCACCAAGCUCAUCCAGCACCAGCGCGUCCACAGCGCCGAGUAGCUCCAGCCCGGACGCACUGUGUCCGCCGUGGUCAGAACACCUACCUCCGCUGGUUGUUGUGAGGCUGGCAAUUACAUAAGUAUAAGCGGGUCCUCCCAGGGCUUGGCUACUGUAGGUGUCCAAUAAACAGUAGAUGGAAA
Molecule: messenger RNA, 2676 nt
Organism: Symphalangus syndactylus (siamang)
Lineage: Eukaryota; Metazoa; Chordata; Mammalia; Primates; Hylobatidae
Gene: MZF1
Product: myeloid zinc finger 1
Biological process (GO): regulation of transcription by RNA polymerase II
Cellular component (GO): nucleus
Molecular function (GO): RNA polymerase II cis-regulatory region sequence-specific DNA binding; DNA-binding transcription activator activity, RNA polymerase II-specific
Source: RefSeq, a predicted model, not a curated record